UUUAAUACAGAGUAUGAAAUAAAAAAUAAUUUAAAAACUAAUACAGACCUAAAUGCUGUUGAAAUAUCUUAUGUUUGUGAUUAUUGUUGUAAAGAAUUUCGAAGGAAAUGUGAUUUACAAACACACACUCUUGUACAUACGGGUGAAAGACCAUAUUUUUGCAAUAUUUGCAAGAAAGGAUUCAUAACUAGUAGCAAGUUAAAAUCACAUAUAAGAAUUCAUACAGGUAUUAGUCCGUAUGUUUGUGACUUUUGUGGUAAAAUGUGUAUUGCAAAUAGUGAUUUGAAAGCCCAUGUUAGAAUUCAUACAGGAGAGAAACCAUAUCUGUGUAAAACAUGUGGUAAAGGAUUUAGGAGGAGCUGUGAUUUACAAACACAUGAUAGGGUUCAUACAGGAGAAAAACCUUAUGUUUGUGAAUUAUGUCAUAAAUCAUUUAUAAAUAGCAGUAAAUUGAAAGCACAUGCAAGACUACACACUGGUGAAACGCCAUAUAUAUGUGAUGUUUGUGGAAAGGUGUGUACUACAGGAAGUGAUCUUAAAAUACAUCAUAGGAUACAUACUGGUGAGAAACCAUUUAUAUGUGAUUCUUGUGGGAAAGCAUUUAGAAGAAGCUGUGAUCUAUAUACUCAUCAAAGAAUUCAUACUGGAAAUAGACCUCAUGUAUGCACAUCUUGUGGAAAAGGAUUUAUAAAUAAUAGUAAAUUGUUGAUACAUCAGAGAACACACACUGGAGAAACUCCUUUUGUUUGUGAUUUAUGUGGUAAAAAGUGCACAUCAAAUCAUGAUUUGAAAACCCAUCAGAAAAUGCAUACAGGAGAAAAACCAUUUGUAUGUGAUAUAUGUCACAAAGGAUUUAUUAAUAGUAGUAAGCUACAGUCUCAUCAAAGAACUCAUACUGGAGAAAGACCUUAUAUCUGUGAUUCAUGUGGGAAAAGCUUUAUUCAUAUCAGUAAUCUGAAGAUACAUAAAAGGAUUCACACUGGAGAAAGACCAUACAUAUGCAACACUUGUGGUAAAGGUUUCAUUGAUAGUGGAAAAUUACAGAUACAUUUAAGAAUUCAUACAGGUGAACGACCAUUUAUAUGUGAUUUUUGUGGGAAAAGUUGUAUAUCACAAAAUGAUUUAAAGAAUCAUCAAAAAAUUCACAGCAGUAUUAGACCAUUUACUUGUGAUUUAUGCAGUAAAGGAUUUAUAAGUAAUGUUAAAUUGCAAAUUCAUAAAAGAGUACACACUGGAGAGAAGCCAUAUAUCUGUAGUUAUUGUAAGAAAGGAUUUGUAAGCAGCAGUAGUUUAAAAACACAUCAGAAAAUUCAUACUGGUGAAAAACCAUUUCUUUGUGACUUAUGUGAAAAAGCAUUUACACAGCAUGUUCAUCUUCAAAAUCAUGUUAAAAAACAUCAUAAAGAAACUAUUAUGACUGAACAUGAUAAUGAAGAUAUGAGACUACACAAAGAUGAAUUUUAUAAGGAGAUUAAUUGUAAUAUAUGAACUAAAAUAA
Messenger RNA from Centruroides sculpturatus (bark scorpion), 1498 nucleotides. Its product is annotated as zinc finger protein 271-like. The annotation marks the transcript as partial. The transcript has a single exon. The record is from RefSeq and is a predicted model, not a curated record. Lineage: Eukaryota; Metazoa; Arthropoda; Arachnida; Scorpiones; Buthidae.